Ciona intestinalis (vase tunicate) is the source of this 4389-nucleotide messenger RNA. RefSeq lists its product as uncharacterized. Gene Ontology annotation, cellular component: cytoplasmic ribonucleoprotein granule; nucleus. Lineage: Eukaryota; Metazoa; Chordata; Ascidiacea; Phlebobranchia; Cionidae. Gene Ontology annotation, molecular function: mRNA binding; RNA endonuclease activity; metal ion binding. The record is from RefSeq and is a predicted model, not a curated record.
CUAUAUUCAAUGAUGGGCUAUAAAUAGGUAUAUCUUUUUUUUGCUACCAAAAGGGAUGCUAUAUUUCAGUGUUUGGACUUUAAGGAAAUGGAUAUAAAUCGACCAAUUUCAAAAGACUCCAGUUCUAUGCAAAACCCGGCAUCUGUUGACAAUUCUGUCUCUCCUAAUCUGCUGGAUAAGCGAAAGCACAAUCCAGACAGUGGAUACUAUAGCUGCAGUAAUAUUGAGGAAUCAAGUAACUUUAACGACAUGCCAAAAGAAGUGGAUUCACUUAACGCCAAACAAAUGGGCAGAUACAACCACCAGCCAGUAAGCUGCAUCUCCCAGCUAAACGGACAUAACACCAACCCACACAUUGGUGGUGUUUACACAAGCAAUGGCUUCCCCUGUCUAGCCAGUAAUAAUUUGGUGGAUACUAAUGGCAACCACAUCAGCAGGCAUGGUUUAAAAGCCUCGCCUAAUGACAAUCACUCGGGCCAUAUUGCAGAGAACAUACAGCAAGAUAAUAAUCGUAAAACAUGCCCCACUUGCUCUUCUAUGUGCGUGACUGAAAACUCAAUUGUAAAUUCCGGCUCUGGUGGUCGAUUAUCGUUUACUAAAGGCAUUAUCCCAACCACAGCUAUGACAUCACAAAGUAACAAUCUAUCAAGGUCAAAAGAAAAAGUAGACGCUGCGGCGCAGGACCUCGCGAUUAAGAUUGAAUUUUGUUUGAAAUUUGGUUACACCAUCAACCAGAUACGAUCUGCACUUUCGAAGUUAUCCUACAAAGCUACUAAAAAUGACAUUCUUGCCGAACUUUUUAAUUUCUCCACAACUGGUGGCCACAUAGCACACGGCCACGCCUCACUACCAACGCCCAUAAAUGUGGAAACAAAAUUCCAUUCAAUAGACAAAGACACGCAGAAUUUAAAUAUCCAGCCCGGUGAUUUAGUAAGCCAUGGUAUAUCCACUUCCCAGUCAAUGUUACAAUGCCGUGGCCCAUCAACUCUCGAACAUGAUUCAAAAACGACGAAGGAAGCAGAGGAUGAUAGUCAGAACCUACGACCGAUUGUAAUUGACGGAAGUAAUGUUGCCAUGAGCCAUGGAAACAAGCAAUACUUUUCGUGCAAAGGUAUCGCCAUUGCAGUGGACCAUUUCCGUAUGAGGAAUCACCGGGACAUAACUGUAUUUGUACCAACCUACAGAAAAGAGUCGUCACGCCCAGACGCUCCUAUACGAGAUCGAGAAAUCUUAGAGAAAUUAGAACAAGAGCGCAUUUUGGUUUACACCCCUUCAAGAUCUAUUAAUGGAAAACGAGUGACUUGUUAUGACGACCGAUUUAUACUAAAGCUGGCCCAAGAAACAGAUGGGAUUAUAGUAAGCAACGAUAACUUUCGGGACUUGCAGAACGAAAAACCUGAAUGGAAAGAAUUGAUUGAAAAGCGCUUACUCAUGUAUUCCUUUGUUAACGACCGCUUCAUGCCGCCCGAUGACCCACUUGGGAGAAAUGGCCCAAGCAUUGAUAACUUCCUUCGCAAAAGGCCAGCUUCGGAAGAACAGAGCAAACCACAAUGCCCUUACGGAAAGAAAUGCACGUACGGCAAGAAGUGCAAAUACUUCCACCCAGAGUGUGCCUACUCGCACAAGUCAGUUACGGACCGGUUAAAAGAAAAAACAGAACGACGGUUAAAGGCAUCAAACGUCGCGCAUUCAUUAGCAGAAGAAAUAAUGAAUAGUGACCGACCAAAAUCAAACCCAGAAGACCGACAGGUCAAUGAAAAAGAGAUUGGUGAAUACGAAGUAAACCACUCUGAGCAAACCAGACACAGUUACUCACAACCGAACAUUGGUGAAAUACCGGAAGCUAUUUCGAAGUCUUCGAGUUGUGUUGUAUAUCCAGCCACAAUUGACUCGGUUACCGAACAGCUUCAAAAAGUGGUUUCAAUAUCCAACACUUCACCAAGCCACCUACCAAGCAUGCCAAGCACACCGAACUAUUCUCCUGUUGUGUCCCAACCACCCCCUAAUCAAUCACCCAUGUAUGUACAACACCCAGGCUCCUGUGGUGCACUCGACGCCAGGAAUACCAGGCUACAACAGACCAUUGUACAGAACAGUAGCCCUGCUGCUUUCCAAGGCUUUGACAGCAGUGGAGGCCACCAAGUAUUAUACAACAUCCCUAACCAGUACCAACAAAUCGGUCAUCCUUUUAUUCAAUACCACCCUGUUUCCUACCAUGACAUGCACUACCCACCCCACCAGAGGGUAAUGUACCCCCCCUACCAUAAUGUACGGAUGCCCCAAAACAUAAUGCCACAGCCUGUGUACGUGGGUUCAAACCAUGGCUCCGAUGGUUCUUCCUUCUCCCGCUCGUACCCCUUCAUACCAUCCACAGAGAACGGUAUGAUUCCACAUAUUCCGCGUCCUGCUAAUUCCUCUCAUACCGACACCGACCCCAAAACCUACCCCCCUCGAACAUCAAGAAGGGCCUACUCCUCUCCCCACCCCCACCCCCCAGACGUUGGCCACCGUCAACACGCCAGCUACCCACUUGACAGCCCACAGAACCACAGACACGACUUGUUUAAAAACCUCUGCGGACUUUUCCCUCGAGUUACAGUGGAAAAAAUCAUGAACUGCAACCCAAGCGUGUGUGAUCCGAAAUCCCUAAUUAAGAUGUGCUUGGCGGAAAGCAGCUAGGAAAGUAGCAAAGAGCAACAACGCUCUGGUGCUACGUCAAACUACAAUACCCAUCAACCAGUGUUAACCGACAAGGGGACAUGGAGCCUCGUUCUCAAAAAUCUGAGCGUUGUUUCUCUCCUAACGCACUUUUCGACGCGCGCAACCCCCUUUUACACAUCCCAUGAAAUCCGCUGAAGGAUCGCUUAAGGGCGCAGGAACACACCAAAUUUCUCCGAACGCACACACGCACGUCUUGCGAACCGUAUCGUAAUGGAUGCCAAGACGCGAGUACUUGGUAUAGCGACGCCGAAGACGGAACUAGCGCUUCCCAUUUCGACCGAAGCCUACAAUACGCUGAUACUACCUUGGAAGAUCUUACAGUAGGACGAAUUAAAGAACUUAUCGACCACACCACCAGCGCCCGAGGCUGGCGUUCUUGUCAGCGCCUACAUGUGCCCACCACACUAACAUACCUUCCCACGAAUAUGCUGUCCACUGGUGCAUUUAUCUUCCGCGACGAAAACUUGUUUAUUGAUUCUUUCCCAAUUCUCCGGUUUCGCUGCGUAUCGUGACCGCCAUUACCCGGGAUGUUGACGUCAUAAAAUGAGCCAACGGUUCGUAGCGUUUUCGGGUCUCGCUUUGGCUUCCUUUGCACGUAGGUGAUGUUAUAUCGCCGUGACGACACAACACGACCAUGUAGUCGGGAAACGGCAACAAGCCACGGCGGACGCUUACAGGAAACACGAGCGCUACUGUGGACACGCAAACUAAACAGUAAAAAUCGCCGUUAAAGUUGUAGCGCAUGUAACAAAGCUGUGGUUUCACAGCGAGAACUCAAGAUUUCGCUCUGUUGCGUCUUUCGUGCGGUCGCCCGCGCCUAUAUAUACGUCAUAAUGUCGAGUGAUAGUGCAGCAGACGGUCGUGUUCGUUGGUCCUCGAAGUGGAAACACGCUUUGGUACUGUCGUGAGUGGAGUUAGAAAAUGCAGCGCAAAAUUCCCCGCUAUAAACAAGCGCCACGCUCGAAAACAAAUUUUCCGGGCCGGGUUUUCUUACAAAAGAACAUGUGCAUCGAUCGGAAUUUCAAGCUUUUUCGUAUCUCGCUUUUCGUCAAUACGCACUGCGUCAGUUUGGGAACCGAAAACCGGUGUUUUUGCGGCCCAGGCAGACGAAACGCUAUCAUGUGUCUGCGCACACAAUGCCCUUUUUAGCCGUCACAAGAGCACGAUUGAAAAAUCACAUGACAUGCGUGAAUGGGUUGUCGUGUAUGGUAUCUUAUACAGCAAAUGACUAGUAUACCGUAGUCGGGCCUUUUUUGCAUAAAAGCGAUAUUUUCUUUGGCCCGAAGAGUCAAAAUACAAGAGAAACUUUUCGUUCUCACCUCCAGUAUAAAGUACCGCGUACUUUCCCUAAUCUUGUUGCCUGUUACGCAACCUAUAUCAGACGUACAUUGGUUUUUGCAAUGUCUUAUGUAUAUACCCUUCCCAUCAUCUUUAUGUUGAUACUGUGUUCUUGUAAUCCCUGGUGCGAAAAUAUCUCCUGACUUUAAAAUGCGCGUAAAUGACGAAUCGACUUUAAUUAUUAAGCUAUAUAUCGUCAGCAAGUCCUAAAUAGCAAUUGUAGUGUUGUAGCUCGGUCUACUAUUAUUUCUUGUUUCGUUCUUGUUUCAAUUUUGUGUUUAUUAUUUUGUCCCUUUUACCUGCGAAUACAGCACUUUAUGAAUUACUGUA